AUGGAACAAGCAGUAGCUGUCCACGGCGGAGAGUCGAACCCGUUGGACAGUACCGGCCUGUGCCUGCUGUCCCUCGACGGUGGCGGCGUGCGCGGGCUCUCGACCCUCUACAUCCUCAAAGGCUUGAUGGAUCGGCUGAACCAGAAACGACCGCAGGGAACCCAGGCGAAGAAGCCAUGCGAGGUCUUUGACCUGAUCGGGGGGACUAGUACCGGCGGGCUCAUUGCAAUCAUGCUGGGUCGACUGGAAAUGGAUGUCGAUGAGUGUAUCGCAGCAUACGUACGAUUGAUGAAAACGAUCUUUACAAGACCGUCAAAAUGGAACGUUGCUGCAAGUCUGUUUGGCAACAUUCAGCCACGAUUUGAUGCCAGCAAGCUUGAGGAAGCGAUCAGUCAAGUCAUCAGCAGCUGUGGGGCAAACCCAACCGAUCUUUUCAAUGAUCAGGUGGAGCGUGGCUGCCGAGUAUUUGUCUGCAGCAUCACGCAGGAAACUAAGGAGAUUGUACGCCUUCGCAGCUACCCGAAACCUGGCAAACCAGAUAUCCCCGCCACGAUCUGCCAGGCCGCCCGUGCCACCUCGGCUGCCACAACCUUCUUUGAACCGGUAUCGAUUGGGGCACGGCGAUUCGCGGAUGGCGCACUUGGGGCCAACAAUCCGGUGGAUGAAGUAGAGGGUGAAGCAUCUGAUAUCUGGUGUCCAGAGACUGGCGAUCUAAAGCCGCUGGUGAAAUGUUUCAUCUCAAUUGGAACUGGCAACCCAGGGAAGAAGGCCAUGGAGGAUAACCUGCUUAAAUUCUUGUCCAAAACUCUGCCAGAACUAACUACCCAGACUGAAUAUACCGAGAAGAAGUUCAUUGCCAAGUGGCGUCAGCACUAUGACAGCAAGCGGUACUUCCGGUUUAACGUGGACCAGGGACUGCAGGAGGUUGGACUGGCAGAGUAUCAGGAACAAGGUCUGAUUGAAGCAGCAACGGAGGGAUAUCUUGACCAUCAGACAGUGGAGUUCCGGGUGCGGGAUUGUAUUCAGAAUCUGGAGUCGAAGCAGAAUGGAGCACCGGUGACUCUGACUAAAGUUCUAAAUGAAUAUCAUGUGAAACUCCAAGAGCAACACUUUCUUCAACGGCGAUGGCAUAACCGUACUAGGUGGCAUGUACCAUUUGAUCGAAACCCCAGGUUCACCGGCCGCGAGAAACUACUUGAUGAAAUCCAGAAGAAGAUGCACCAGCGAACCUACACUACAAAAAUCGCAGUCGUCGGGCUCGGUGGUAUGGGUAAGACACAGCUAGUGCUUGAGCUAGCCCAUCGGGUUCGAGAAGAAUGUGCCGUGUUUUGGAUUCCAGUCAACACCUUGGCCAACCUUCAGACCAAAUAUCAGGAGGUAGCUCAGAGCCUUCGUCUGCCAGGCUGUGAGAAGAAUGGUGCUCAUAUCCUGGAAUCAGUGCAAAAGUACCUUAGUGAUGAGAGCACCGGACCAUGGCUGCUGAUCUUCGACAAUGCCGAUGAUUUAGGCCCAUGGACAUCACCUACCUCGGAAGCGGGAGUGAAACGACUGCUCGAUUAUAUGCCCCGAAGCAGGUACGGGACGAUUCUCUGGACCACGCGUGAUCGCAAGAUGGCCACGACAGUUGCUCGAGAGAAUGCAGUUACUGUAGCAGAAAUGGACCAGGCCGGGGCCUCGGAGAUGAUGCGGAACUAUCUAAGUAAUCCGGAUCUUACCGAGGCUGAUGAGGCUAUAUUACCAGGUUUGCUGUGGAAACUAACCUAUCUUCCACUAGCAAUUGUUCAAGCGACAGCCUAUAUUAAUAACACCGGUAUCCCACUCUCAGAGUAUGAAGGACUCUUAUCUGAGCAGGACGAGGAGGUAGUGGAGCUGUUGAGUGAAGAGUUUGAAGACGAUAGUAGAUAUGCAGACAUUGAGAAUGCAGUAGCGAGAACAUGGCUUAUAUCAUUUGAACAGAUCCGCAGUCGCAGUUCUCUCGCGUUUGAUUGUCUCAGUCUGAUAGCCUGUGUGGACCCGAAGGAUAUCCCCAGGUCGCUCCUACCGUUGUCUGAGAUAUCAUCGCGAAAGGAGCAGACCGACGCGAUUGGUAUUCUGGACGCAUUCUCAUUCAUCACCAGACACAAGAGCGGAUUAGCAUUUGAUAUGCAUCGUCUGGUUCAUCUUGCCACUCGAGGGUGGCUCAAAAGAAACGGAGAGCUGUCUGUUUGGCACGAAAAAGCAGUGAUACGGCUUAAUACGCUAUUAUCAGACGCUAGCCAAACCAAUCAGAUGGAAUGGCGGGUAUAUAUUGCCCAUGCACAGUAUGCUGUGAGUGGAGAGAGCAACAGUAGUAAUGAUGUGGUCGAUCUUGCGCGAAGGUGUGGGAACUGUUUGGAAUAUGCUGGGCGAUACCGUGAAGCAGAAAUAAUGUUUUGGAAGGUUCUUCAACAUCGAGAGAAGAUGCUGGGACCAGAGCAUCCAGACACACUCACCAGUGUCGAUAACCUUGGUUCAGUCCUUACCAGCCAGGGCAAAUAUGAUGAGGCGGAAGCCAUGCACCGACGAGCACUACAAAACCAAGAGAAGGUGCUCGGGCCCGAGCAUCCAGACACGCUCACCAGUGUUGAUAACCUUGGUUUAGUUCUUUCCAGCCAGGGCAAAUAUGAAGAGGCGGAAGCCAUGCACCGACGAGCACUACAAAACCGAGAGAAGGUGCUGGGGCCCGAGCAUCCAAACACACUCACUAGUGUUAACAACCUCGCUCAUGUCCUCUUUAGGGAAGGCAAGUAUGAAGAGGCGGAAGCCAUGCACCGACGAGCAUUACAAAAUCGAGAGAAGGUGCUGGGGCCCGAGCAUCCAGACACACUCACCAGUGUUGAUAACCUUGGUUUAGUCCUUUCCAGCCAGGGCAAGUAUGAAGAGGCGGAAGCCAUGCACCGACGAGCACUACAAAAUCGAGAGAAGGUGCUGGGGCCCCAGCAUCCUGACACACUCGCCAGUGUCAAUAACCUUGGUUUAGUCUUUUCCAGCCAGGGCAAAUAUGAAGAGGCGGAAACCAUGCACCGACGAGCACUACAAAACCGAGAGAAGGUGCUGGGGCCCGAGCAUCCAGACACACUCACCAGUGUCGAUAACCUUGGUUCAGUCCUUUCCAGCCAGGGCAAGUAUGAAGAGGCGGAAGCCAUGCACCGACAGAAAUUAAGAGAUUGA
This is a messenger RNA of Aspergillus calidoustus, 3189 nucleotides long. Lineage: Eukaryota; Fungi; Ascomycota; Eurotiomycetes; Eurotiales; Aspergillaceae. The record is from the annotation of a GenBank genome assembly.